UGGAAUUUAAUCCAUUUAUGCAUGACCCGGGCCGGUAAAUUUCCUAUGUAUAACAAAGGGGCAAUGCGUUUGCGCGGGUAACCCUAAUUUAGCUUUCUCUUUACCCUUUUACUGUUACGCAAUGCGGCGCGCCGCUGUGUAGAGUCUAGUCCUUUCUUCACGGUGUCCCUGUGUCAUCACGGUGUGAUCUCCCGGCCCGCAAGCCAGCCCUCGUGGUCCGAUAAGUGCUCCACUCGAACCGAGCCCCUCGCUCAUAGUCGUUGUGAAUGUACGGAUACUUUUCUCUUUAAAGUAUGCGGGAUUCGAUCAAGUUUGAAUCAGGAGAUUCACAUAUGCUUGUGAAAAGAGAAGAUUUUUAUUCUGAGGAACAGAGAAGAAGGGCUGAAAGGCGAUGGAAGAGAAGGGGGCUCAGUUUGAAGUAUGAUCCAAAACCCAAUUGCUUUGUCAGUGCUACCAGGAUAUCUGUCAAGAGUUGUGGAGAUGUGGCCUUUUCAUCGGACAAUGAUGUUCAUAUCGUAGAGGAUGAAGUAGAUGAAGAUUACAGAAUUGUCUUGGAUGGUUAUCUUUCUGAAAUUUCUAAUGAUAUUUCCGAGAUUGAGGAUGAUGAAGUAGAUGAAGAUUACAGAAUGCUCUUGGAUAGAUGUCCUCAAUAUUAUUAUGACAUUUCCAAUAUUGGGCAUGAUGAAGUAGAUGAAGAUUUCAGACUGUUUUUGAAUACAUAUAGUUCUGAUAAUUAUAAUGCUGAUUCUGACACUGUUUACAUCAGUGACAAUGAUCAUGAUUUGGAUAAUGAGGAUAAAAUGUUUGUGGAAAACCUAAGGAAUGAAGGAAACUCCUAUAUUUCCUCAAUCAGUAUGCAUAACCAGCAUAUUGAUAUAAGCUAUGGGGGCAAAGAAGGGGAGUUGGAGGAGACAGGUGAUGCAUUGGAAUCUCAGCAAGUUCCAGAGUCAGAAAAAGGACCUCCUAGUGAAAUUACAGGUUCAGAUGUUUAUAGAGCUCCAGGCAACAAUUGCAACUCUCAAUUGCAGUUCAAUGAUGCAGAUGAAGAGUACGAAACAUUAUUGCCUUUCUGUAGGAAUGAUGAUGGUUUGGUGCGUUCAAAUGUUAAGAACAAUCCACUAAUUUUGAAUCAUGCAUUCGAUAAUGCCAAUGUGCAGUGCGACGUCAAGGAGCAGACAGUUGACAAGAUGGAAUGCUACCGCAAUCUGCACUCUGAAGGAGGACCAUUUGAUAUAAGGCCUUCUUCAGACGAUUCUGUAGUUCCCAAAAAUAAUUGCAACACUGGAUUGGACUCUCAUAAUGUAGAUGAAGAUUACCAAAUAUUCUUGAAUAUUAAUGGGAUGGUUGAUGAAAGUUUGCAAUCGUUGGUGGGAAGUGAAGCUGGAAGAAGCUCAAGUAUUAGGAACAAGUCUCAAGUUUCUGAUCAUCCUUUUGGUAAUCCCAGUGUCCAGUUUGAUGUUGUUGAAGAACAUACAGUCGACCCAGUGGAAUCUGACCAAACUGAAAGAGGACAAUUUAUCAGAAUGGAAUGUUCAGAUGAUUCUAUAGCUCCCAAGAACAAUUGCCAUGCUGAACUGCAAUCUGAUAGUUUUGAUGAAGAUUACAAAGCAUACUUGAAUUCUUAUUCUUCUUAUAGGGGUACUGAUAAAGGUUUGAUGUCUCCGGAGGUGGGAGGCGAAUUAAAUGGAAGAAGCUCAUGCGUUAGGAACAAUUCACAAGUUUCUGGUCAAGGGUAUCAUACUCCAGAAGGACAAUGUGAUGUUGAUAAAGAACAGAGAGGUGGUCAACUGGAAUCCCAGCAAAGUCUACAGACUGAAGGAGCACCUGUUGAUAGAAGCCCACAUUUAGAUGUUUCAGGAGUGUCCAUGAGCAAUACUGAAUCAAGGGUUUAUUGUGUUGAUGAAGAUUACCAGAGAUACUUGAAUUCUUAUAUGGCAGAUGAUGAGGGGCUUAUAACUGUCAGGGUAGAGAGUGACAACAAAAGAAAGAGUUCAAAUGUUAGGCACAGUUCACAAGCUUCUGAUCAAGCAUUUCUUACUGUUGAUGGCAAUUUGAUGCAUAUGCAACACAAGAGUAUCACAAAGACAUGCAAAGCAGACACCAGUAAAAGUUGCUCUGACUCAGAUGUGAUUCUUUUAGAACCUAAUCAAAUUGGUGAAAACAGCCCGUUCAUUUUUUCCAGAGAUUUUGAUUCUUCAUACUUUGAAAAUGAAACAAACCCCAGAGACAGCGGGAAAUUAUCUGAGUUAAAGACAAGACUUCUGAAAGAUCUUAACAGGCCUUAUAACCAAGAAGAACAUGAUAAACUUCUGGAUUUAGUUCAUGUUCGACUGCAUAAGGAACGACAUGCUGAAACGCGCCAAGGGGUUGUUAAAUCAUACCGCUCACACGGUGUUAACAAAUCAUACCUUGAAUUGUACCCUGAUCUAGCAUUAGCAAUUAAAUUCAAGGAACCACACAAGGUUUUGAUUCUGUUACGUGGAUUCUCUUUCUGGCUGCAAGGAGAAAAAGAAAACCUGUUUGAACCAGUGAGCUGAGUUAAGUGGUGCAUGUUUGGCAAUCAUAUUUACUGAAAACUUGUUUUCUACCUUCAUAAAAUCUAUUUAUCUAUCUAUAUUAUCAAUCGAGGUAUUUGGGACAUUAGAUAGAAUUAAUUGUUAUUGUUAGCAGAUUUUACUUACACUAGAAAGGCGCUUUUUUGAAAAAGGAUAACUUUUUAGCAUUUUGGUUAUAAUCAUUAUUUGAUUCUUUUGGAGUUAGAACAUGUAUCUUGAAAUUGGAUCUAGCCCUACUGAUCGGGUAGAGACUCAUUCCGUUUGAAAGUGACACUUUUUAAUUGAGAUAUCAAUAUAUACCGACACAUUUCUGUCCAAAUAAUUUUAAGAGAAAAGGACAAAUCGAUCCCUAACUUUUUUGUCCGCUGACAUUUAAGUCCCUGAAGAUUUAAAAAUACAUUUAAGUCCUUGACCUCUUCAAAAUCUGGACAUAUCGAUCCCUGAGUCUAAUUUGUCCAAUUUUAAAAACUCUCUCACGUAUGCAUCCGUAUCAACCAGGUCAGUACAACAGAAGUCACGUUUGAUUUUUCCGAUAAGUCUGACAGACCCAAGUGAACAUGAGGGAUCGAUAUGUCCAGGUUUUGAAAAGGUCAAGGACUUAAAUGUAUUUUCAAAUCUUC
Molecule: messenger RNA, 3175 nt
Organism: Arachis ipaensis
Lineage: Eukaryota; Viridiplantae; Streptophyta; Magnoliopsida; Fabales; Fabaceae
Source: RefSeq, a predicted model, not a curated record